Messenger RNA from Microthlaspi erraticum, 3963 nucleotides. Lineage: Eukaryota; Viridiplantae; Streptophyta; Magnoliopsida; Brassicales; Brassicaceae. The record is from the annotation of a GenBank genome assembly.
AUGGGAUCAAGACCUGAGAUCGCACAGUUCGACGGAAAAGGCGAUUUCGCGAUCUGGAAGAAACGGAUAUUGGCUAACAUCACAGUCCAGGGUCUCAAGGAUCUUCUCAAAGAGAAGGAGGAGGUUACAAUGACGGAGCAGGAGAUUCUCGAAGAAACUCCAGCUGCAAGGAAGAAGCGACUUGAGGAUAAGGCAUCGUGGUUAGAACGAGACGAUAAGGCGUUGAAUCUGAUCUUCAUGUAUGUGAAUGAUCUGAUAUUGAGGAAGCUCGAUAAGUGCACAACUGCAGCUAAGGCUUGGGAGACUUUGGAUCGUCUUUAUCUCGCGAAGACGUUACCUAACCGAGUCCACUCGCAGUUGAAGGUAUACUCGUUCAAGAUGCAUGAUUCUAAGUCGAUAGAUCAGAACGUAGAUGACUUCACAAGGCUAGUUGCAGAUCUUGGAAAUUUGAGUAUUGAAAUCCCAGAAGAGGUUCAGGCUAUUCUCUUGUUGAACUCGCUGCCCUCAAGAUACGAUCAGUUAAAAGAGACUCUCAAGUACAGCCGAGAGGGAAUCAAGAUGGAGGAAGUAGCUAGUGCAGCAAGGUCUAAGGAAUCUGAGUUUAGGGAUAUGCCAAGUUCGAGAAGUAAUGAUGGUGAAAGCCAUUACGUGAGAGGCAGGGAAGAAACCAGAAGCUUCAAGCCAGGAAAAGGGAAGCAGAACAACAAGUCAAGGUCAAAGUCUAGAGAUGGCAAGAAGGUCUGCUGGAUUUGUGGAAAGGAAGGACACUUCAAGAAGCAGUGCUACAAAUGGUUAGAGAGAAAUAAGGGCAAGUCUUUCUCUCAGGAUAAUGGUGAAGCGUCUCUGGCAAGAGACGAUGCAAAGGAUUUGGUGGGUCUUGUGGCUCAAGAAGUGAAUCUUUCGCAAGGCAUCAACAACGGAGAUGAAUGGAUCAUGGACACUGGGUGCUCAUUCCACAUGACACCAAGGAGAGAUGUAUUCCUCGAAAUGAAGGAUAUGUGUACAGGACGUGUCAACAUGGCAAACAAUACUCAGGCACAUGUUAGAGGCAUAGGUUCAGUACGUUUUCAGAACCCUGAUGGCACUACCUUUGUUUUACAUGAGGUGCGUUACAUGCCUGAGAUUGGAAGGAACCUGAUCUCCCUGGGAACGUUAGAGGAGAAGGGUUGUGUCUUCAAAGGUGGAGGUGGAGUGUUGAAGGUUAUCAAGGGAUGCACCGUGUUCAUGAAAGGUUCGAGAAAUGGGAAAGACACGCUAUACUUUCUUCAAGGGAAAGCCAAAUCAGGAGAAGCAUGUGCAGCAACGAGUGAUACAACUAGUCAGAAGCUAGCCAAGGAAGAUGACACGAAGUUAUGGCAUAGCAGAUUGGGUCACGUAGGGCAAAAAGGCUUGGAUGUUUUGGUCCAGAAAGGGUGUAUCGAGAAGAAUCAAGUGUCAAACCUGGAGUUUUGCGAGGACUGUGUUAUGGGGAAGACUCACAGAUCAAGUUUUGGCCCAGCUCAACACGUCACCAAAAGCAAACUCGACUACAUCCAUUCAGACUUAUGGGGAUCUCCAAAUGUUCCCAUAAGUCUAGGUAACAGUCAAUAUUUUAUCUCUUUUAUUGAUGAUUGGUCUCGGAAAGUUUGGAUUUAUUUUCUUAAGUCUAAAGAUGAAGCUUUUGAUAAAUUUUCUGAGUGGAAAAGGAUGGUGGAAUUACAAUCCGAAAGGAAAGUAAAGAAACUAAGAACUGAUAAUGGUUUGGAGUUUUGUAAUAACAGGUUUGAUGGUCUCUGCAAACAAGCUGGUAUUGUCAGGCAUAAGACAUGUGCCUACACUCCACAACAAAAUGGAGUUGCAGAACGUCUAAACAGGUCCAUCAUGAAUAAGGUUCGAAGCAUGCUGAGUGAAAGCGGGCUGGAGCAAAGAUUCUGGGCAGAAGCUGCUUCAACGGCAGUAUAUCUGAUCAAUAGAUCACCGUCGUCGGUUAUAGACUUCGAAAUCCCAGAAGAAAGAUGGACCUCAGCUGCACCAGACCUAUCAAACCUCAGAGUGUUCGGGUGUGUCUCAUAUGUUCACUCAGAUGCAGGAAAACUCAAUCCGAGAGCUAAGAAGGGAGUAUUCACCGGUUACCCUGAAGGCGUCAAAGGAUACCGAGUUUGGUUACUAGACGAAGAGAAGAUCACGAUAAGCCGAAACGUGGUCUUUAGAGAAGACAUGAUGUACAAAGACAUCAAGAAUUCGACCACACAAUCAGGUAUUAACUUUACACCUAUUUCUACUGAUGUGUGUGUGAGAAAUGGUCUUGCAGGUGAUAACAGGGAACCAGAUAGCUCAACUCAAGGUGGAGCUGAUCAGAGAGAAGGAGGUCCCUCUGAACCAACUCAGGUUGAACAAGGUAGCAGUUCUGGGAACUCAGAAGCAAAUGCCAAAGCGCUUGAGGACUAUCAACUAGCCAGAGAUCGGUCACGAAGACCAACUCGUAAACCACUCAGACUUGAAGAUUAUCAGAUUGAGGAAGACGAAGACGACAUCGCAGGCUAUGCGUAUGUAGUGAUUGAAGAUGGUGGAAAACCAGAGCCAGGGAACUUUCAGGAAGCCCUGAGAGAUCCAGACAGCGAGAAGUGGUUAGCAGCUUCAGAUGAUGAGAUGGAGUCACUGUUCAAGAACAAGACCUGGAAGCUAGUGGACAGAUUUGCGACUCAGAGACCUAUCGGUUGCAGAUGGAUCUUCACAAGGAAAGCGGGUAUCGUGGGAGUGGAGAAUCCGAGAUUUAAAGCAAGAUUGGUUGCCAAAGGAUACUCUCAGAAAGAAGGAAUAGACUAUCAGGAGAUCUUCUCACCUGUUGUGAAGCAUGUGUCAAUCCGUUUUCUUCUUUCAAUGGUGGUUCAUUUCAACAUGGAGCUUCAACAGAUGGACGUGAAGACGGCGUUUCUCCAUGGUUACUUGGAUGAGACGAUUUAUAUGGAGCAACCAGAGGGUUAUGAGGAUGAGAAGUAUCCAGACAAGGUCUGCCUACUUCAGAGAUCGCUAUACGGCCUAAAACAGUCACCUCGUCAAUGGAACACAAGGUUUGAUAGUUUUAUGCAGUCUCAUAAGUAUGUGAGGAGUGAGUAUGAUAGCUGUGUGUACUUCAAGGAGCUACGAAGGAAUGAGUAUGUUUAUCUUCUCCUUAUGUGGAUGACAUACUCAUUGCCUCAGAAGAUAAGAAUCGAAGACAGUUUCUACAGCAAUGGGAGCUCAUUUCAGGUUCAUGGCAGCUACAGAGGAGGAACUACAAGAUCAGAGAGAAGAGAUGGAGAAGAUCCCAGUGCAGUGGGAAGUCUGAUGUACUCGAUGAUUGGUACACGUCCUGACUUGGCAUACUCUGUGGGUUUGGUAUGCAGGUUCAUGACUAACCCGAUUAAGGAACAUUGGUUGGGAGUCAAGUGGAUUAUGCGAUACAUGAAUGGUACCUCAGAUAUGAAGAUUAGUUACAGGAACGAAGGAGAUUUUGUGCUCAAGGGUUAUUGUGACUCAGACUACGCAGCAGACAUGGACAAAAGGAGGUCCAUUUCUGGAAUAGUUUUUACACUUGGAGGAAACAGGAUAAGCUGGAAAUCAAGUCUACAAAAGACUGUGGCCUUAUCGACGACUGAAGCAGAGUAUGUUGCUUUGGCGGAUGCAGCAAAGGAGGCCGUUUGGUUAAAAGGUCUGAUGAACGAGUUAGGUUUCAAGCAAGAAGCUGUAGACAUCUAUUGUGAUUCUCAGAGCGCGAUUGCAUUGGUAAAGAAUGCAGUUCAUCAUGAGAGGACGAAGCACAUCGAUGUCAAGCUUCACUUUCUCAGAGAUUUGAUCAGUAUGGCGAAGAUCCGAGUGCUGAAGAUUGCUACAGAUUACAAUCCAGCGGAUAUUUUUACUAAGGUGUUACCGGUGGGCAAGUUUCAAGAAGCCUUGGAGCUGCUCAGGAUUUCAGGAUUUCACGGAAGUAAAGUCACCACUUAA